Molecule: messenger RNA, 1402 nt
Organism: Populus trichocarpa (black cottonwood)
Lineage: Eukaryota; Viridiplantae; Streptophyta; Magnoliopsida; Malpighiales; Salicaceae
Product: GATA transcription factor 2
Exons: 2
Coding region: 327-1214 (295 amino acids)
Biological process (GO): regulation of DNA-templated transcription
Molecular function (GO): zinc ion binding; sequence-specific DNA binding
Source: RefSeq, a predicted model, not a curated record
UGUGGGUUCCAGGCUUUCCUGCAAGCAGUGCAUUUCCAUAGACUUUUAAGUUUGAAUGGAGAGGGGGAUGAAGUGGGCUUAGGUUUUGUUGAUGGAUUAGUAACUUUGAUUGUAUAUUUAGCUUUAUCUGCCGACAGAAAACUCAGGCCAUAAAGGGUUACUUUCACUGAGACAGCUUAGCAACACAGCAGUACUCCACUCUUUCUUUCCUUCCUUCCUUUGCUUUCUUUAAUUUCUUUCACUUUCUCAUACUUUCCCUUACUCCCUCUCCCUCUCAUUUCUCUUGGAGGGUUAUUGUUAGUUUCAAACAUUCCCCUUUCUUGGCCAUGGAUUUUUGCCGGAAUGCGACAGUUUCCACUGAGUAUCACCAGCAAGAGAAGGUCCUUGCUUCCCCUCCUCCUUGCUCUAAACUUGGUGCUGCUGCUGCUGCUUUGACAGCUACUACUAGUCCUCUUGAUGACCCUUUCUCUGCUCAAAACACGGAAGUUGAUUUUAGCUCGGAAUGGCUGUCAGUAUUUGUAGAGGACUGCUUGUCCAGCACAGGAAACUACCUCCCAGCACCCACAGUUGAAGCUCAAAAGCCAAAUACAGAAGAAAACCCCCCAAAAAACUGGCAACGGAAACCCCAAGACCAAGAAGACCCAUCUUCCUUGAAGAAACUUGUAAUCCCAGGAAAGUCAAGAAGCAAGAGGAGAAGGCUUCCUGGUGACAAGACCAGAAACCCAUUAACUAGCUGGUGUUAUACCAACCAAGCCUUUAAUAAUUUGACCAGCUCAGACCCUCCUUUGCUUCAGCAAACAUAUUGGCUAGCUGACAGUGAACUCAUUAUGCCCAUAAAAGAGGACAGCAACAACACAGACAUGGAUAAUGAAGUGCAAGAAGAAUCAGGAGUGGGAGUGCACGACGAGGACAUAGGAAAGGUAGUAGCUGUAGUAGGGAGUAAUGGUAGCAAGGACAGUUUAGGCGUUUUGGAAAGCAACAAUGGACAGCAGCAACCAAGGAGGUGCACCCAUUGCCUAGCACAAAGGACCCCACAAUGGAGGGCAGGACCACUGGGUCCAAAAACACUUUGUAAUGCAUGUGGAGUGAGAUACAAGUCAGGCAGGCUAUUGCCAGAGUAUAGGCCAGCAAAGAGUCCUACUUUUGUGAGCUAUUUACACUCGAAUUCUCACAAGAAGGUAAUGGAGAUGAGAAUGGCUGGCUUUAAUACCUAGUUACCAGUAGUAGCAGUAACUCCGAAAUUCCAUUUUCCAAUGUAUACUAGAAAAGUAUAGUCCCAUAGAUGCUGAAUCAAAUUAUUAGCUAGUAAUGCAGUGAAUUCCUUUUUUGUUGAAGGAUUAUUUAUCUACACAAGUGGUAUGGGAUUCCCUUGCAAUCUGGCUCUGCAGGGUGCUUUCUACAA